CUUGUUUUCAAAGAAUAGCUUAUCUGUGUGCCCCAGAAGGGUGGGACUCACAGAGAUCACAGGCUUUUUACAAUAAGCCAAAGCCAGCCUGAAGACUAAGAGAAAAUUUGCUGAGGGUUUCAGCCCUGAGUGCCACAUGGGCUUUGCACUGGAGGGACUCGGCUGGGUCUGGGGCGACUUCCACUGCCAAGAGACAAGAGCCUUCGCAAUGGAUGAUGGAGCAGAGUCUCUGAUGACCGUGCAUCUCCUCACCCAUUUGGGACACUCAUUUCCCCUGCGGCAAACUCUGGAUCGCCUUUUGGAGUGGCUCUGCCUGGAUGUUCGCCUUUUCCUGGUGUCCGAGAGAAUUCCCCCCCUGAAAUACUACGAGAGAUACCGCAAGAGGAGCUGCAGCUUCCCUGGAAUAUCCAUCCUCCUUUUUCUGCACGAGGACUUGGGAGAAGAACGGAUUUUCCAGGUCCACGAGCAGUUCCAGCGCCCUCCCUGGCGGUACCAGCGGGCCCAGUUUGCUGAUGGGCAAAGCCCCCCCUAUGCCCCAUCCCACCAGGACUUCUAUGGCCUGGAUGAGCAGCUGCCCGUGUGGGGCGUCAGGCGGGCGCACCGCGGCCCCGAAAUCCUGCGCGUCACCCUCUACUGCAGCUUUGACAACUACGAGGAUGCAGUCAGGCUCUACGAGAUGAUCCUCCAGAAAGAGGCCACUCUGCAGAAGAGCACUUUGUGUGUCUUCGUGCUGCACGCCACCCCGCACGUGGCCGUGCAGCUGUGCCUGAAGCAGCUGCCCAUCGGGGUGGCCGCCGAGCCCAGAGACUCGUCAGCCUUGCAGUUCAGGGUGCAAGAAAUCGGGCAGCUGGUGCCCCUCCUUCCCAACCCCUGUGUUCCUAUCAGCAGCACCAGGUGGCAAACACAGGACUAUGAAGGAAACACGAUUCUGCUCAAGGUUCAAAGCAGCUGCAGGACCCUUGAAAGAAACAUCGGGCUUUCCCAGCAGCACAAUAUAACAGGCAGUGGCAAAAUCCCGCAGGACCGUAUGCCAGCCCCUCUGCCUGGCAAAGAGGGUAAUCCUGGGCGGAGAAGCCAGGAGGUGAGAGCUCUGAAGAGUAAAGCAAAACCUGAGCCCAGUGAAGUCGCUGUCUCUGAGCAGGCCGGCGGUGACGCCCGGCGGNUCCGAUCUCCUCUCCCGGCGGUGUGUCUGUGUGUCCGUGUGUCCGUGUGUCCCUCUCCCGGCGGUGUGUCUGUGUGUCCGUGUGUCCGUGUGUCCCAUGUCCCUCUCCCGGCGGUGUGUCCGUGUGUCCGUGUGUCCCUCUCCCGGCGGUGUGUCCGUGUGUCCCUCUCCCGGCGGUGUGUCCGUGUGUCCGUGUGUCCGUGUGUCCCUCUCCCGGCGGUGUGUCCGUGUGUCCCUCUCCCGGCGGUGGGCGAUGCUGCUGCUCUGGCUCGGCUGUCCCGACAGGAAGGUGCAGAAGAUGCACCUGAUCAACCUGUAUUAAAAAUUUAA
Messenger RNA from Cyanistes caeruleus (blue tit), 1492 nucleotides. It is a transcript of the gene FAM124B, whose product is annotated as family with sequence similarity 124 member B. Lineage: Eukaryota; Metazoa; Chordata; Aves; Passeriformes; Paridae. Gene Ontology annotation, cellular component: nucleoplasm. The record is from RefSeq and is a predicted model, not a curated record.